Molecule: messenger RNA, 2947 nt
Organism: Chaetomium strumarium
Lineage: Eukaryota; Fungi; Ascomycota; Sordariomycetes; Sordariales; Chaetomiaceae
Exons: 7
Coding region: 122-2566 (814 amino acids)
Biological process (GO): protein polyubiquitination; ubiquitin-dependent protein catabolic process
Cellular component (GO): cytoplasm
Molecular function (GO): ubiquitin protein ligase activity; protein binding
Source: RefSeq, a predicted model, not a curated record
GCCAGCACAUCCUAUCAGUCCGAUUCAGGAAGCCGCCAUUACCUCGACCAACCGCCGGUCUGGUCGGCGAACCGACGGCGCUGUACGAUAGAUCUGACUUGCGCCGCCGACAACCAUCAGCAUGAGCAGCAGCCGCAUGGAUGCAGGGCUCCCAGCCCAGCCAAACCUUCGCGUCACGAUCAUCGCUGCCGACGGACUAUACAAACGAGAUGUCUUCAGGUUCCCAGAUCCUUUUGCAGUCGCCACCAUCAACGGUGAGCAGACCAAGACGACAACAGUUUCCAAGAAGACCCUCAACCCGUACUGGAAUGAGAGUUUCGACUUCAAGGUCAACGAGGACAGCAUCCUCGCCGUGCAGGUUUUCGAUCAAAAGAAGUUCAAAAAGAAGGACCAGGGGUUUCUUGGUGUCAUCAAUAUCCGAAUAGGAGAUGUCAUCGAGUUGGUCCCUGAAGCUGACGAUAAAAUGCUUACACGAGACCUCAAGAAAUCCGCCGACAACCUUGUGGUACACGGCAAACUGAUCAUCAACCUCUCAACGAACCUGACAGCUCCGACCCGCAUGCCACAACCAUCUACUGCGUCAUCCAGCAGGCCCUCCUUACUCAGUCCUCAAGCCUCUACUAUCUCUAACGGCGACCGAGCUUCUGACAGACCGGCCUCGGCCAUGUCCGGCCCCAAUGGCACGCCCGCGGUGGGGGCGCAAAUGUCCAUGCCCCACCGCCCGUCGAGUUUAGUCUCGACCCAGUCAGCCACUGCACCUACCGCGAACGGGUCGGCGCACCCGCGGCAGCAGACCACGACACUAAGCCCUUUCGAAGAUGCUCAGGGCCGAUUGCCAGCCGGUUGGGAACGCCGCGAAGACAAUCUCGGGAGAACGUACUAUGUCGACCAUAACACGAGGACGACGAGCUGGAACAGGCCGACAGGCACGGGGGCGGCCGAGACCCGCAACGCUGAGGCAAACACACAGGCCGAACGGCAGAGGCACCAGAAUCGCACGCUUCCUGAAGACCGCACCGGCUCGAACUCGCCGACUCUACAGGCGCAACAAGCGGCAACCCAGGCCGCCGCCGCUCAGACGAUGCUGCACACAGGAUCCACAUCUGCCGGGACGGGCGAGCUUCCUCCUGGCUGGGAACAGAGGUGGACUCCGGAAGGCAGGCCGUACUUUGUCGAUCAUAACACUCGGACGACAACAUGGGUAGAUCCGCGGCGGCAGCAGUACAUUCGAAUGUACGGUCCGCAAGCCGGCGCGAACGGCGCAAUCCAACAGCAGCCGGUUUCUCAGCUUGGGCCCCUGCCUAGUGGUUGGGAGAUGCGGCUAACCAACACGGCGCGUGUCUACUUUGUGGACCACAACACCAAGACGACGACCUGGGACGACCCACGACUCCCCUCUUCGCUCGACCAAAAUGUCCCGCAAUAUAAGCGUGAUUUCCGGAGGAAGCUCAUCUACUUCCGGUCCCAGCCAGCCAUGCGCAUCCUCUCCGGGCAGUGUCACAUCAAGGUCCGGAGAUCGCACAUCUUCGAGGAUUCAUUUGCGGAGAUCUCGCGAUUGUCAGCUACGGAUCUGAAGAAGCGGCUGAUGAUCAAGUUCGACGGCGAGGACGGCUUGGACUACGGCGGUUUGUCCCGAGAGUUCUUCUUCCUAUUGUCUCACGAAAUGUUCAACCCCUUCUACUGUCUGUUUGAGUACUCGGCGCACGACAAUUAUACCCUGCAAAUCAACCCGCACUCGGGUAUCAACCCGGAGCACCUUAAUUACUUCAAGUUCAUUGGGCGCGUCGUCGGCCUGGCCAUCUUCCACCGGCGGUUCCUGGACGCCUUCUUCGUCGGGGCGCUGUACAAGAUGAUGCUUGGCAAGUCGGUAGUGCUACAGGACAUGGAAGGAGUGGAUGCCGACUUCUACCGGUCACUGCAGUGGAUGCUGGACAACGACAUCUCUGGCGGGAUCCUCGAGCAGACGUUCUCGACGGAGGACGAGCGCUUCGGCGUCAUCACGGUCGAGGACCUCAAGCCGAACGGGCGGAACAUCGAGGUGACGAACGAGAACAAGAAGGAAUACGUGGACUUGAUGGUCAAGUGGCGCAUAGAGAAGCGCAUUGCCGAGCAGUUCGCGGCCUUCAAGGCGGGCUUCGAGGAGCUGAUCCCGCAGGACCUCAUCAACGUGUUCGACGAGCGCGAGCUGGAGCUGCUGAUCGGCGGUAUCGCCGAGAUCGACGUGGACGACUGGAAGAAGCAUACCGACUACCGCGGAUACACCGAGUCGGACCCGGUGAUCCAGUUCUUCUGGCAGACAGUGCGAUCGUGGGACGGCGAGCAGAAGUCGCGGUUGCUGCAGUUCACCACGGGCACGUCGCGUAUACCGGUCAACGGGUUCAAGGAUUUGCAGGGCAGCGACGGGCCAAGACGGUUCACGAUUGAGAAGGCGGGCGAGAUCACGAACUUGCCCAAAGCACAUACUUGUUUCAACCGCUUGGACCUGCCUCCAUACACGUCGCUGGAGAUGCUGCAGCAGAAGCUCACGAUUGCUGUGGAGGAGACGAUGGGUUUCGGACAGGAGUAAAAUAUGUUGGGCGGUCGGAUACGGGUUCUGGUAGCCUUUUUUCUUCUUUUUCUCGUUUUUGCAUUUUACAACGGUGUUGCGUUGGCUGUGGUCCUUUUUAAACCUAGCAGUACUCUCUACUUUUACUUCGUGUUCCUACGACUCGGGUCCUCUAAGCGCCUCCUGUAUAUAGAUUCAUGGAUGUACUCUGUUCACCUCCCGCUUUGAUUCGAUAUGUGGUACAGCAUAGAGGUGCGUCUUUGUAGCUCACCCGCUCCGAGGAACGUUUAUGAGUGAAAGGGGAGGGAGUCUUGUUUUGUAUUCAGUCAAUACAAGAAGUCACGACAGCCAGUGGUAACGGUAGAAAGCUCACAGCAAUGCCCAGUAUAGAAGACCAUCUAG